Molecule: messenger RNA, 917 nt
Organism: Arabidopsis arenosa
Lineage: Eukaryota; Viridiplantae; Streptophyta; Magnoliopsida; Brassicales; Brassicaceae
Source: the annotation of a GenBank genome assembly
CAUAGGGUUUUGAAGAAUCUGAAUCUAAUAGAUUGGUUAACGAAGAAGUAGAAGUUAAUAAUGCUCCAGAAUUACAUUGUUCCAGAGAAAGAAGUCGAGCAGCUUGGCAGAUUAUACAAGAUAGAUCAGGAGCAGCAUAAGAUUCAUGUUGAUGUCUUCGAAUGGAAAUGUGGUUACUGCAAGAAAAGUUUCAAUGAUGAGAAAUUUCUUGACAAGCAUUUCAGCACUAGACAUUAUAAUCUUUUGAAUACGACUGAUACAAAGUGUUUGGCCGACCUGUGUGGUGCAUUGCAUUGCGACUUUGUAUUGAGCUCUAAGAAACCAAAGAGCAAGUGCAACCCUGCUGCUGUUGCCAAAAACCGUCAUCUCUGCGAGAGCGUUGCCAAUAGUUGUUUCCCAGUGAGUCAAGGUCCCUCAGCUAGCCGUCUCCAUGAACACUUUUUACGCCAAUUCUGUGAUGCUCAUACCUGCACUGGAAAAGAUAAACCGUUUCCUAGAGGAGGCAAGAAGAAAUCGGGUGUCUUCUACCUCGCCAUUUCAAUAUUGACCUUGAUGCUACUCCCACUCUUUUAUCUUCUAGUCUUCUUAUAUCAAAGAGAAAAGAGAAGCGGAACACAAGAGUUGCGUCGGAUUAGAAAAACUGGAAAAAAACCAAAACCUUCAUAAUAUGGUGAGCUUCAGACUGUUCAUGAGAGAGCAAAAGGUGUUCAAAUUCGAUAUUGGUUUGGUGUGAAUCACAAGUCUCUCACAUUACUUCUCCUUCUCGAACCAGAUACUUAUGAUUCCCAAAAGAGAGUGUUUCGUUGGGGUUAUGAAGCUAGUUGCUAUGGAUAUCAGAUGGAUUACAUAGACAAAUGAUUUCUCUGUAAGCUUGUAGAAACAGAUGAUUCCUUCCACAAUAUAGGAAUAGUGAUUAG